AUGAUCAGCUCCUUAAUUUGGGAGUAUCAGGCUAGAGAAAAUCAGGACAAGAUUUUGAAUGCAGAGAGUCCAGUAGCCAUUCGAGUUACCCGAAUUCUGAGAGGGAUUUUACAGGCAACCCAUCGGUCAUUAGGGCUCAAGAAUGAUUUUCGGGUGUCAGUGUAUGUGCCAAGAAAAGAGUUGCAGAUGCCAAAACUAACAGAUGAUGAUGAUGUUAUUGGUGAUUUCUUCGAGUUUCGAAAGAAAGUGAGAAACUAUUAUUCAUCCCAUCCAAACAAAAGGGUUCAAAACAGGCCACUGGAAGUUAGGAAAUUCGGGAUCAGGUAUGGUACAGAACAUUUGGAGGGAUUAAACUGGGAAUUGAUGCUGAUUGAUGAUCCUGUACCAAAUGCUGCUCAUCUUCCAUAUGGAAGGAUUAUGCUUUACACAAAGUGGCUUGAAAUCCUUACAGAUGCAGAAUUGGCAACUGUCCUUGCUCAUGAGGUUGGGCAUGGUUUAGCUCGGCAUCCAUCUGAAAAUCUUUUGAGGUUACUUUUGUUCGUAUUUUUUACAUGUGUACUAGUACCUAAAGUUAAUGGCUUUGGCCUAAAAACAGCAGUUUUUAUCGGAGUUGUCAUGGUUGCAAAGAUCAUCGACCUCUUUAUUACCCGAAGGUCGGAAAUAGAGGCUGACCAGAUAGGAAUUAUGCUACUGGCCGGAGCUGGUUAUGACCCUCGUCAAGCUCCAAAGUUCCCUGAGAAAUCUGAAAAAUCCAAAGGCAGUUUGUUGUCAAGCCAUCCUUCUGGAAAGAAAAGGGCUAAGAAGCUGAGACGAGGUAAGGUGACGAGGAAAGCAGAGGACAUAUAUGAUCGCGCUCGAGCUGGUCAGCCACUUGAAGCUUUCAAAUGAACAUCAAAUUUUGAUAUCCUCAAGAUGAAUCAGGAACCUCAAUGUCCGUCAAAUGCUCACAUGGCGCCAUACCUGACUGGAAAGUUGCUAUUCUGAAACUGGUUUAUAGAGAAGGAAAUUUCGCCGUGAUGUUGAACAAUUUGUAGAACUGCCCUUCAAGUAGUAAGCCACGGCGAUGGCACGAUACAAUGAGAGCAACGUGUGGCGGAGAUGUAGUUAAUAGCCCAUAAGAGCCCUGGCUGAACUCUGAUGACAUGUUCUACUUGUAAAACCAAAUUGAGGGAUCGUCUGCAAAGAUACUUUGAG
This is a messenger RNA of Oldenlandia corymbosa var. corymbosa, 1194 nucleotides long. Lineage: Eukaryota; Viridiplantae; Streptophyta; Magnoliopsida; Gentianales; Rubiaceae. The record is from the annotation of a GenBank genome assembly.